Molecule: messenger RNA, 228 nt
Organism: Dictyostelium purpureum
Lineage: Eukaryota; Evosea; Eumycetozoa; Dictyosteliales; Dictyosteliaceae
Exons: 1
Source: RefSeq, a predicted model, not a curated record
UCGGGGAAAAUUGUAACUGAAGAACUCUCUUUGGUUGAUAGUGAUACGUAUGCAAGACUUGAAAAUAAAAAUUAUGGAAUAUCAUUAGAAGAGGUAAUUAGUUUGUUUUUCAAUAAAAUAUUUGUAAAUAGUUUUUUGGAGAUAACAAAUCUCAAUUUAAGUAAAAUCAACUCAGAAAAAGAAGAGAUUUAUGAAAGAGAAUUUGAAGGAGGUUCCAAAAAUGUAUAA